Molecule: messenger RNA, 833 nt
Organism: Fimicolochytrium jonesii
Lineage: Eukaryota; Fungi; Chytridiomycota; Chytridiomycetes; Spizellomycetales; Powellomycetaceae
Exons: 3
Coding region: 173-664 (163 amino acids)
Source: RefSeq, a predicted model, not a curated record
AUUUAGAGCCGCCCCCGCCCCGCAACUUUGAACUGAGGCUUUCUGGCAAAAGAUAUCCCCCAGCGCUCACUGUACACCCUACCUCUGCAUAUAUACAGUACACAUACACAUACCCGGGCACUCUUCGCUGCCUGUACAAACUCCAAACGUUCAGAUCAAUUCAGAAGCAAAGAUGGCUGACCAACCCCUCCCCUUGCCGGGCAAUCGCACCAUCCUCAUCGGAAUCGACAGCAUAACCAAACACGGCCUGCAAUCCUCCCCCGUCCUCUCCUGGGCCCUGCGCCAAUUCCUUGUGCCCGGCGACAGCAUCGUAGUAGUGCACGCGUCCAAAUCCCUCGAAACGUCCAUCUCCACCGGGUUCACCAACACCAUGUCGCCCGAGCUGCUCAAGUCCCUCGAGAAGGAUGUCGAGACCACCGUCCGCGAGAUGGCAAGGAGCGCGUUCGGGUUUGAGAAGGGGCAGCUGUUCAAGGUUCGGGCGCAUGUGGUGAAAGGCGACCCGAGGGAGACGAUCAAGGGGCUGGCGAAUGAGGAUAAUGCGACCGCGGUUAUUGUGGGGAGGAGGGGGAGUGUUGGGGCUGUCAAGAGGGCACUGCUCGGAAGCGUAUCGGACUACCUCGCCCGCGAGCUUCAAUCCACCGUCAUCAUCGUCAAGGGUGAUUGAAAGAAUCACAUGAGAAGCAAAAUAUGCCAACAAUUCAUGUUGAGCAUCAACGUCGGUUUUUGGGUGGACUUGGUUCGCAAGUCACGCAUACAUUCACGCAAGCACGGAGAAUUAAUUCAUCGAUGAGGGAAAGAGAAAGGGGGGCAAGGCAUGCAGCGUCUUUCAAUGA